ACGUGACAUAGACAACACUGUUCAACCGAAGAUGUCAACUUGAGAGAUUUCUUUUCUUUGACAGGUCUGCUCCCUGGGCAGUGACAGGAGACACAGAGGAAAUGGAUGGAUUUCCUGUGACGGUCACAGAGGCAGUGUGUCUUGGGGCCAGCCUUGGCCUCUCAGGCAUCUGCUACUAUCUCUACAAGAAGAGCCGGACGACACUAGAUAAACUUGAUGAUGCUCCACACUUCACCAUAGAUGGCAAACUCAAAGACAUUUUGAAAGUUACUCCAGGAGCAUGUCUGCAGUAUGCUGUCAUCGAAGGUGGUGUGCAACCAGUGGGCGAGCCUCUGACGAGUCACUUUCAGAAAGAAAUUGUUGCAGGAGUGUUGCAGAAAUACAUGUUGAGAGAACACAGGCUGGUGUGGAACAGCCUUUCACGUACUUGGACGGACAGCGAACGAGUCUUGCACCAAAGAGUGAAUGCAGUGCCCUUUGUGUUAGUGGGAUCAGAUGAGACCACAGUCAAAGUCCUGUGCCCUCUGCAGGCCUCUGGUGUGCACAUGGAGAUCACCCAUGAGAAGUUCCACCAGGUCAAUUACAGCUUGGGCGACAUCGUUGGACAGUACCUCAGCGGGGAGAAGCUUAAAGGUCAACUGGAGACAGAGGAAAUGCUCAAAGUGGGCACAGCUCUUACAGGCGUAGGCGAGUUGGUACUGGACACAGACGGCACCCUGAAUCUUCAACCCCCCUCUAACGGUUCACGGUACUUCUUGAGCAUUGCGGACUUCGACUCCCUGCGUGGAGAGCAAGAGAGCACGGCCGUGUGGUGGAGGGCGCUGUUUGUCGCCUCUGCUUUGGCAGGAGUGGCGGUCCUCCUCUGGGUCGGUCGACGCUACUACUACCAACUAAAAGUUCGCUGGGAGCAGGAGCAGGAGAGGAGGGAAUUUGAGAGACUGCAGGCUGAAGCGCCAAGAGCACGCGCUGCAGUGAUGGGCCCAGGGGCCCCUCAUGACGGGGCCGAAGAACACAUAGAGAAUGCCUGUGUGAUUUGCCUCAGUCGGCCACGUGACUGUAUUCUGUUGGACUGUGGACAUGUGUGCUGCUGCCACAGCUGUUACCAGGCCCUUCCACAGCGCCGAUGCCCCAUAUGUAGACAGAACAUCAGUAGAGUGGUGCCUCUCUACCACGUCUGAGACACCUGUGUGACCAUAUGACCUCAGAGGAACUUCACCAACAUACAAACUGCAGCUCAGUUUUACACCUUAAAGGUCUAAACUGCUGCACCACGGUAGCUUGUUGAUCAUCUUGGUACUGCAAAGAAUAAACACUUAACACUUAACACUUCUUUCAUCAAAGAACAUACUGUAUGUGUUAAUAAAACAUGGCUUUUAAGGAUGUGCAAUUGCUUUGUUCAGUACAGAGUGUCAGUGAGGUACAUUUAUCUGUAAUUGUACAUGUAAAAUACAAGAAGCAAUUAGGGGAAGGGUGUACAUAUAUGCAACAGAGAUAAUUAUUUUCUUACAUGUUUGUUCUGUGCCUUAUUCUGGUCAUUUAUAUGGCUGCUGCUAAGAGUGACUGUACUGUGUGUGUCUCAAUAAUUUAAGUCUGGUCAUAAGGAGCAAAACUUGUGUUUCAAAAAAUUUCAGUAACAUAUUUGAGUCACUGGAAGCUACUGAAACAAAGAUACGUUUAGUGCAAAGAUGAAGAUGUAGUGUUAAGGUAUAAUUAAUGCACUAGAGACCAUUGAGAGUGUGUAAGCUGUUUGUGAAAACAAAUUCAAUAAAACCUCACUCGUUGAAUCAUCUGUUUAGU
Chelmon rostratus (copperband butterflyfish) is the source of this 1797-nucleotide messenger RNA. RefSeq names its product mitochondrial E3 ubiquitin protein ligase 1a (gene mul2). The transcript has 6 exons. The record is from RefSeq and is a predicted model, not a curated record. The coding region runs from base 102 to 1178 and encodes 358 amino acids. NCBI's taxonomy places the organism in Eukaryota, Metazoa, Chordata, Actinopteri, Chaetodontiformes, Chaetodontidae. Gene Ontology annotation, biological process: organelle organization; protein ubiquitination. Gene Ontology annotation, molecular function: ubiquitin-protein transferase activity.